Messenger RNA from Ipomoea triloba (trilobed morning glory), 1557 nucleotides. RefSeq lists its product as uncharacterized. The record is from RefSeq and is a predicted model, not a curated record. The transcript has 12 exons. The coding region runs from base 1 to 1557 and encodes 518 amino acids. Lineage: Eukaryota; Viridiplantae; Streptophyta; Magnoliopsida; Solanales; Convolvulaceae.
AUGGCUCCGAUGUAUGUCUUAGUUGAAGAGUUGCAUAAGGACCAUACUUCAAUUGCAAUCAGAUUGAGGGCCGUGCGCACCUACAAUGUUUGGCACAGUAGAGGAAGAGAUCAAAUCAAGUCAAGAGAGUGUGUCUUCCAUGAUGAAGCGGGUUCCUACAUUCACAUGCAUAUUCCAGGAAAGAGUGUUUCUCCGAAGAAUGAUUUUGUAGAGGGAAAUGUGUAUUGUAUAAAAAAUUUUCUGGUAGUUGCUCAUUGGUAUUGCUAUAAGACAUGUCAUGGAGAGUACAUGAUGAAAUUUUAUUCUGAAACAUUGGUUAAAGAUUAUAAAGGGUGUGAUUUUCCAAGGAAUAUGUAUAGACUACAGCCAUUUGAAAUUCUGAACACACUGGAUGCAAAUAUUUUGGUUGAUGUCAUUGGCCGUGUAGUUGAAAUAUACUCUCCAUUGGAGAAGAUGAUUAAUGGGAGACCCUCUCGGUUGAUAGAUUUUCUAAUUGAAGAUUUGAAGGGUAAUCAAGUGAAAUGCACUGUCUGGGAUGACCAUGUAGAGAAAGUGAUGCCUUUUUUUAAAAGUGAUCUUUUGGAUCCAGUGGUUGUUCUAAUUCAGAUGGGUCGGAUUAAGCUGGUCGAAAAAUCUGGAGAAGUAAAAAUUUGCAGUUCUUAUGAUGGUACAAAUUUGCUAUUCAACCAAAACACUUUGGAGUUUGUGGAAUUCAGAAAUAGUUAUGGUACUACAAGUGGAGGGGACUUAAGUAGUACAAAAAUGCAGAUCACAACAUUAUCUGAGAUCUUUUCUAAAAGAGAGACUGGUGAUUUUUGGGUACCAUGCAAGAUUAUAGGUAUUGAGUCUGAUCCCAAUGAUUGGUAUUACAACUCUUGCCCUAAACAAAACUGUAAUAAGAAGUUGGAAUUCAACUCUGGAAUGUAUGAUUGUGGGAAAUGUGGUGGUCGAUUUAUUAAAGGUAACCUAAGAUAUAAGCUUAAAAUUCGUGUGGUUGAUGUUAAUGGGACAACUCCACUCCUUUUAUGGGACCGUGAAGUUCUUGAGUUGUUGUGUUUAAAGACAGAUGAAUUGAAGGCUAUGCAGCCAUCUGUAAUGCCCAAGAUUCCUAAAGACAUCAGGAAUUUAAAAGGGAGAGAUGAUCCUACAGAAAGUCCAAUUGGUGCUACUCCUGGAAAGCAGGAUGUAGCUGUGAAUGAAACCGAAGCAGUGAAGCGAAGUCUGCUGGAUGAAUUCUCAAGUACACAACCAUCAAAGAAAAAGAAAGAGAUUGUAGUGAAAAUGGAGAAUGAGAAAGAACCUACUGAAAAUGAAAAUUCGAUACAAGAUGAGAAUGUCAUUGGUCAAAAACAUAAUCGGUUAUCUUCAAUUCAAACUCCAAAUCAAUUAUUUGGAGUUUUUCAAUCAUCCUUAGUUACCCCGUUGAGCGUAUUAACUGAAGGACCAUCAAGGUUGAGCAAUAUUUUGAUUGACAAAAACAGGACACUGUUGCAGGAUAUUCCCGUGACACCUAAUAUGAAUCAAGAACGAGAAAAUGAAAAUUCGAUACAAGCUUAG